Silurus meridionalis is the source of this 1989-nucleotide messenger RNA. It is a transcript of the gene timm44, whose product is annotated as translocase of inner mitochondrial membrane 44 homolog (yeast). The record is from RefSeq and is a predicted model, not a curated record. The transcript is spliced from 13 exons. Gene Ontology annotation, molecular function: protein-folding chaperone binding. Gene Ontology annotation, biological process: protein import into mitochondrial matrix. Lineage: Eukaryota; Metazoa; Chordata; Actinopteri; Siluriformes; Siluridae. Bases 125 to 1483 code for a protein of 452 amino acids. Gene Ontology annotation, cellular component: mitochondrial inner membrane.
UUUUAUUGCCAUGAGUCUGAAGGUCUAUAGUGAACUCCACGUGAAGUCUCCAUGGGAAAAAACGUGGUCUUUGGUCCCCGCCCCCGGAAAUGCGUAACAAGGUCAACACACGCUCUCAGGCAAGAUGGCGGCCUCCUUGUGUCAUUGUUACCAGCACUAUGCCAGGAGGGGUUUGGUAUUGCUCACCACACGCAUGUGUUUGUCCACAUACGACAGCUCUCGUGUGCACAGGAUAUGUGGGUCCCUCACGAGCCUCUCGCAGGCGCGGAGUUACUCGGCAGACAGAGGAGGCCGCAAGGGCUUUUUGGGAGAAUUUCUGGAAAACUUGAAGCAGGAGCUGAACAAAAACAAAGAGAUGAACGAGAACAUCAAGAAGUUCCGGGAGGAGGCCAAGAAACUGGAGGAAUCGGACGCACUUCAACAAGCAAGACAGAAAUAUAAAAACAUCGAGUCUGAAACAGUGAGGACUUCCGAAGUGCUGAAGAAGAAGUUGGGGACGCUGUCAGAGACGGUAAAAGAGGGUUUAGAGGAAGUCGGCCGCUCGGACAUUGGGAAAAAAAUCAUGGAGGGAAUGGAGGAAGCAGCAAAAACGGCCAAGCAGUCAGCAGAGAGUGUUUCUAAGAGCGGAGAGAAGCUGGGAAAGACCGGAGCAUUUCGGGCAAUCUCACAGGGUAUGGAGAGUGUAAAGAAGGAGAUCGGAGAUAUCGGACAUAGCGGCCCGUACAGAGCGCCCACUACGUUACGGAAGAGAAGCGAUUUCUCGUCUAAAGCAGCAGAGACUGAAGCUAAAGUCUUUGAUGCUAAUGAGGAGGCGACAGGCGUCGUGCUUCACAAAGACUCGAAAUGGUACCAGCAGUGGAAGGACUUUAAAGACAACAAUGUCGUUUUCAAUAGAUUCUUCGAGAUGAAGAUGAAGUACGACGAGAGUGACAACGCCUUCAUCAGAGCAUCUCGUGCCGUCACGGAUAAGAUGACCGAUCUUUUAGGCGGCAUGUUCUCCAAAACCGAGAUGUCUGAAGUUCUCACGGAGAUCCUGAAAGCCGACCCGACCUUCGAUAAAGACUCGUUCCUGAAACAAUGUGAGAAGGACAUCAUUCCCAACGUCCUGGAGGCUAUGAUACAAGGAGAGCUUGAAGUCCUUAAGGAUUGGUGCUAUGAAGCUACCUACAGCCAGCUGGCCCAUCCAAUCCAGCAAGCUCAAGCGAUGGCACUGAAGUUCGACUCGAAGAUCCUUGACAUCGACAACGUAGACCUGGCCAUGGGGAAAAUGAUGGAGCAAGGCCCUGUCCUCAUCAUCACCUUCCAGGCUCAGCUGGUGAUGGUGAUCCGUAACACCAAGGGCGAAGUGGUGGAGGGCGACCCGGAGAAAGUCCUCAGGAUGAUGUACGUGUGGGCUUUGUGUCGAGACCAGGAGGAGUUCAACCCCUACGCUGCCUGGAGGCUGCUGGACAUCUCAGCAUCGAGCACGGAGCAGGUCCUCUAAGGAACUUUAAGAGACUCUCACACACAUACACACACACACACACACACACACACACACACACACACAUACAUACACACACUUGUGCACAGCUCAGGAUGAAAGGAAGCGGCCUGCACACACGAUCGACUGUGCGACACUUCCCCUAAAGCAUGACGGUACCACACAGGCCGUGUCGUACCACUGGACCUUCGAGUGACGCCACACGAUCGGACGCACGCGUGGCUCUCUUUCAGCCGAUUGCGUUGCAUUUCUUCUGCAGAUUUGUAUUAACGUCCUCCUUACGCUGUAGGGUCUGUGGCAGAGCUGUGCCAUUUAGAUUAAAUAAUGACUUUAAAGGGAUAAAUUAGCCGGAUAUGCUAACUCGGCUGUCAGUCAGUGGAAGAGCUCAAAAGCCAGCAUUAUUAGCUACAUUAGCAUGUUUCGCCCAGACUAUAUCUUUAACAGCCAAGAUUUCAUUCAUAGAAUCAUUCCCGAAAGUUUCAUUUCGAAUAAACUAUGUGUUCGUA